UCCGAAACUGCCUGCGAUCCUGCAGCGCGCUUGCCUCACGUGACGUCAAACUCAAGUGAACGGUACAGUCAGCAGCGCUCAACAGCUCUUGCUCGCGUGGUUGCUGACACAGUCAACGCUCGCAGGAGCGCUCGGGCACUUCGCUUACAGUUGUCAUGUGAGGACCCGCUGCCUGCCUGCAUUGAUGGAGGGCUGCCAAGUCGGGUACUGAUCUGCCCCCCCACCCCCGGCAGUAAGGGGUUCCAGACCUCCGAAAGAAUGACAGAGUGGCGGAGCUUCCUUGAAUCAGUACAGGCCAGAUGGUUGCUGUACACUUGACUGACCGAUCUAGGCAUACACUGCCGGCCACCCAAUCACCAAAAGACCUUGAGCCUUGCAAGGUCAUUGAUCUGCUGCCUCAUUGCAGAUUUCACAGUCUCGUUAAAGGAGAUCAGAUUGUUGUGACACCAUGCCAUUUUGCACCAUUGUGGAAGGCGAGGGAGGCACAUAUUCGCCGCUGGGGAUGGAAAGGGAAGGGCUUGUUCCACUUAGACUGUUCUACCAACUCUACGGCCAUGGCGAGUCAAAGAUCCUUUUAAUCAUGGGACUGGCAGGAACACACCAUGCAUGGGCUCCACAACUGAAGGCACUCUGUGGUACAGAUGUUGCAAAUCAGGGAGAAGAGGAAGGAGACAACGCGGUGAGCAGUAGCGAAACUGAAGGAGACAAAGAGGGCAGAUGCUCCACAAGUACUCAGGUUGGCAGCGGUGGACGGCAAUGCUGUGCUUUCGACAAUCGAGGAGUUGGGCAGAGCUCAGCUCCUAAACAGACACAGGCGUACUCAACCACACGGAUGGCAAGGGAUGCCCUAGCUCUGAUGGACCAUCUGCGAUGGUCAAAAGCGCACAUAUUUGGGCAUUCCAUGGGCGGAAUGAUCGCCUGCAAGAUGGCAGCCAUGGCGCCUACCCGAAUCGCUUCCCUUGCAAUCAUCAACUGCUCUAUGGGUGGCUAUGCAUGCAUCCCGAACUUGAACUGCAGCAUGUUGGCCGUUAUCUAUCGUUUUUUGCGCGCAAAGACGCCAGAGGCCCGAGCGGCUGUGGACUUAACCACACAUUAUACCUCGUCGUACUUGGACGCUGUGACGGAGACAGGCGAAACGAGGCGGGUGGUUUUGUACAAGGAAUACGUACAGGCAAUCAAGGCGUCUGGGAUGCAGGAAAGUUAUGGUCAAGAGGGCCAUGUGCACGCAUGCUGGACGCACUGCCUAACUAAGGAGGAGUGGCGCGCCGUCUGUACAGCUGGGUUUCUGGUGUCAGUCGUUCAUGGCAGGGGGGAUAUAAUAUGUCCGAUCGAGCGAGGCGUCAAAAUCGCGAAACACCUGGGGCCGGUAGCGAAGUUUGUCGACUUACCAGGAGGCCAUUUCCUUACUCGUGAGUCGAAAGAAGAGGUUAAUGAAUGUCUUCUAAGCUUGAUAACGGCAGCGGAAUCGGGCGUGGACACAUCGGAGUGGUCACAAGAAACAAGGCAGAUGUUAGGUAACUCAGUGGAGCGAGGCCCGUCUGCUAGGUUGUGCAAGGGAAUAGGAGGCAACUGCUUUAGAAGACUGCUGCAGAUUUCAGGGAGGGCUGCAGAUUUCAGGUGAUGGAUGUGCAAUAGCUUUUGGAGCCACGAAUCUUCUGCUAGAAUAUGGAAAGGUGCACUUCCAUAAUUUUUGUCUUUUGUGCAUGUGUUGAGUAGCGGAGGGAGGCCCAUUAGCUAGGUGGUGCAAGGGAAUAGGAGGCAACUGUUUUGGAAGACUGGUGCAGAUUUCAGGUGAUUGAUGUGCAAUAGCUUUUGGAGCUGUGAAGGUACGACAUGGUCCGCGGUGGAAAGCGGUAGUGGAAAGCUGAUGUUUACGGAUAGAAAAAGGAGAGAAGGGGUAAUACUCAGGCAGGGAAAGGUAGAGUCCACAUGCCUUUCAUCUCCCUGCUGGGCGAACAACUUGCGACGGUAGGCUCUGGCUGUCCCUAUUUGUAAAUGAUGUGUAUUUUGUUUAAACCACCAGUACCUUUCCCCGCUUGAAAAAAAAUAUGCGGCGGUUAACAAGGACAACUUUCAGGGUCACGCUGCCUUUGAUGAAUUUCAUCGGCGGCCCAUGGUGCGCUUCAAGCCUCCGAAAGUCGCGAUCAGGGGCCCGCGGCAGAUAUAUGGGAAAGGCACUGGCGCUUUAAGACUUUAUGUAUAGAUAUUAGAUAGAUAUUGAAUAUGGCUUCUGGUAUGGGCAGUGGUAGUAAAGAGCCUCUGCGUGU
Messenger RNA from Chara braunii, 2267 nucleotides. The record is from the annotation of a GenBank genome assembly. NCBI's taxonomy places the organism in Eukaryota, Viridiplantae, Streptophyta, Charophyceae, Charales, Characeae.